Molecule: messenger RNA, 3408 nt
Organism: Neoarius graeffei (lesser salmon catfish)
Lineage: Eukaryota; Metazoa; Chordata; Actinopteri; Siluriformes; Ariidae
Gene: piwil2
Product: piwi-like RNA-mediated gene silencing 2
Exons: 22
Coding region: 18-3308 (1096 amino acids)
Biological process (GO): regulatory ncRNA-mediated gene silencing
Cellular component (GO): P granule
Molecular function (GO): protein binding; piRNA binding
Source: RefSeq, a predicted model, not a curated record
AGGAAAAGAAAGCAAAAAUGGAUCCAAACAAGCCACCAUUCCAACUGAGACUCCCUGGCGUUCGACAUGUUCCAGUGGCCCGGGGUCGAGGGUUAUUUGCAGACGAGCCCUUGUUAGGGCGAGCCAGAGGUUUGGGUGUAACUGCAGAAGAGCUCUCUGUUGGGCAAGCUCGGGGUUUGGCUGUAGCUUCAGAAGAACCUUUGCUCGGGAGAGCUCGUGGUCUGGCUCUAAUCACAGAUGAGCCCUUGUUCAGACAAGCCAGAGGUUUGUCCAUGACGGUAGACGAGCCUUCAGUAGGUCGUGCCCGAGGUCCUCCUGUAACUCCUGCUGAACUGAUUGCUGGGAGAGGAAGAGGUCUAGUGUCCACUGCUUUAGACGCCCCAUUGUUUCCUUAUGGCCGCGGAAGCCCAGGGUUCAGCAGUGACAAGCCAGUUAGCGUUACACGGGGAAAGGAGGAGGAGGAGGAGGAGAAGGAAUAUGACAAUGGUGGAGGUGGGUUUGGCAGAUCCGGAGGGCUUCUUCACCCAUCUCAGGAACCUACAGUGGGGAAAGGAAGGAGCAUGUCGCUGUUUGUGAAAGAAUCCGAGCCUCCAGGUCAAAGUGAACGUGUGGACACGUCUGAAGCUAUUCCCUGCUUACAGGAGGAAAUGCGACCCAACGUUCAGGCUGAUGUUUCAGGUCCAGGGUCGUCCCUGGUGUCCUUAUUCAGAGGAAUGGGCAUUAGCCCAGCCAAAACAUGGGGCAGAGGAAGCACAGCGUUCGGACGAGGUGCAGUCGGUGAAGACAAGGAUGAUGUUCAGGCCCUUGCGCCUCCUGUCGUAUCUGCAGCUUUCAACGUCGGAGAUUCACGCUACGGUAUCGGUUUUGCAGGGAGAGGACCGAUUGGAGUCGGAAGAGCUGCUGGUUUUCCACUGGGACGAGGUUCCAGUGCCCCACUUUCACCCCUGAUCCUGAAAGAGAUCCCCGUGACCCCGGCGACCUGCACUCCGAAAGCAGAGCUGAAGAUGGAAGCGGCGCGCGAGCCGUUAAAGAAAGUCGGAACGAAGGGGGAUCCGGUCUCCAUCGGCUCGAACUACGUCCCCAUCCGGUGCAAGAACGAAGCGGUGUUUCAGUACCAUGUCAUCUUCACGCCAAAUGUGGAGUCAGUGAGCAUGCGCUUUGGAAUGAUGAAAGAUCAUCGGUCCACUACAGGAGACGUCGUGGCUUUUGAUGGUUCUGUACUUUAUCUGCCAAAACGUCUAGACGAGGUCGUUCAUUUGAAAGCGGAGAGGAGAACCGACAAUCAGGAAAUUGAUAUUCAAAUCCAGAUGACGAAGAUCCUGCCCCCGAACUCGGAUCUGUGUAUCCCGUUCUACAACGUCGUCCUGCGCAGAGUGAUGAAGAUUUUGGGGCUAAAUCUGAUAGGCAGGAAUCAUUAUGAUCCCAAAAGUGCAGUUGUUCUCGGCAAACACAGGCUGCAGGUGUGGCCAGGUUACUCCACCUGUAUAAAGCGCACAGAUGGAGGUUUGUACCUGUCUGUAGAUAUUUCACACAAAGUGCUGAGAAACGAUUCCGUCCUGGACGUCAUGAACGUGAUCUACCAGCAGAGUCGAGAAAGCUUCAAGGACGAGUGCACCAAAGAGUUAAUCGGCUCCAUCGUCAUCACUCGCUACAACAAUCGAACCUACCGCGUCGACGACAUCGAGUGGGCCAAGUGUCCCAAAGACACCUUCACCAUGGCCGACGGCUCCGAGACCACCUUCGUGGAAUAUUACAGAAAAAACUACGGCAUCACCGUGAAAGAACUGGAUCAGCCCCUGUUGGUCCAUCGACCAAAGGAAAGGUCCAAACCCAGAGGAAAGGUGAUAACAGGCGAGAUCCUGCUGCUGCCUGAGCUCUCCUUCAUGACCGGCAUCCCAGAGAAAAUGAGGAAAGACUUCAAGGCUAUGAAGGAUCUGACGGUGCACAUUAACGUGAGUGUGGAGCAGCACACACACUCGCUCAAGCAGCUGCUACACAACAUCAGCACCAAUCAGGAGGCAAUGAAGGAGCUGUCACGCUGGGGCCUCGAGAUCAGCUCGGAUAUACUGGUGGUUCAGGGAAGAACUUUGCCCAUGGAGACGAUUUGUCUGCAGUCUGCCACUUUCGUCACGCCUCCGACUGUUGAUUGGUCGAGAGAGGUGGUCAGAGACUCGUCCAUCAGCUGUAUCCCUCUGCACUGCUGGGCGGUGUUCUACCCUCGCAGGGCUGCGGAUCAGGCGGAGGAGCUGGUGGCCACGUUCGGGAAGGUGGCCGGGCCGAUGGGACUCCGACUGGACCGUCCGAUUCGGGUGGAGCUGCGUGACGAUCGCACCGAGACCUACAUAAAGAGCAUCCACUUACAGCUCAGCAGCCAGCCCAACGUCCAGCUGGUGGUUUGCAUCAUAACCGGAAACCGAGACGACCUGUACAGCGCGAUUAAAAAGCUCUGCUGCGUUCAGAGUCCGUGUCCCUCGCAGGCGAUCAACGUGCGCACGAUCUCGCAGCCGCAGAAACUUCGCAGCAUCGCGCAGAAGAUCCUCCUGCAGAUCAACUGCAAGCUGGGAGGAGAGCUUUGGACGGUCAACAUUCCCCUGAAACACUUGAUGGUGAUCGGCGUGGACGUCCAUCACGACACCAGCAGGAAAACCCGAUCUGUGAUGGGAUUCGUGGCGAGUCUGAACAGCCUGAUGACAAAGUGGUACUCCAGAGUUGCGUUCCAGAUGCCCAACGAGGAGAUCAUUAACGGCUUCCGAGUCUGUCUUCUGGCUGCCCUGCAGAAAUACUACGAGGUGAACCACAGCUUCCCGGAGAAGGUCGUAAUCUACCGUGACGGAGUUUCAGACGGUCAGCUGAAGACCGUGGAGCUUUACGAGAUCCCGCAGAUCCUCAAAUGCUUCGAGACGUUCCCCAACUACGAGCCGAAGCUGGCUUUCAUCGUCGUGCAGAAGAGGCUCAACACGACCCUGUACACAUACGGAGGCGAUCGGUUCGGAACACCUCAACCAGGAACCGUGCUUGAUCACACCGUCACACACAGAGACUGGGUGGAUUUCUAUCUCAUGGCUCACAUGAUUCGUCAAGGCUGUGGCUUCCCUACGCACUACGUGUGCAUCUACAACACCGCGAAUCUCACACCGGACCACCUCCAGAGGUUGACGUUUAAGAUGUGUCACUUGUACUGGAAUUGGCCCGGGACGAUCCGUGUGCCAGCCCCGUGCAAGUACGCGCACAAACUGGCCUACCUGUCAGCGCAGUUCCUCCACUCGGAACCCGCCAUCCAGCUCUGUGACAAACUCUACUUCCUGUAGAUUUUUCGCAGUACUUUCUUCGCAGCACUUUUUUUGCGGUUUUUGUUGUUGCUGCUGUUGUUGUUGUUGUUCCUGUUUGUUGAAGUUUUAUAGCCUUUAG